CCUCGCAUGACGCACUCGCACGCACAGCCAAGUCCUGCCUCUUCUGCCUUUUGGCUUUCCCGGCCUUCGAAACUUCCCCGUCACCCUCCCACUGUUCUUCCUCCACUAACUGCGCCUGUGGGCCACGCGCCUGUCGCGAGACGUCUUCUUUUUCCUUUGGCUUCGUUCAUCCUUUUCUUCCCGAUUUCGAUUUCCUCGCCCCCCCUUCUGCCGCCGUUGAAUUCCACCUCUUGCUUUUGGGCUUGUAGCGCAUCCUUCGCUCGCUUUGCUCGUAAUCAGCGGGCGGGCUCACUCUCACUCGCACACGGACACCGCCCACCCCACCCAAGCCCGACAACUUUGAAACAGGAUCCUUCUUUGGAUCUGAUCACGCAAACCACCGCUCGCUUUUCUGUCGACUUCCUCCCUCUGUACAUUCGGAAUCACAUUUGCACACGCCGCUUUCGAAGCGCCGCUCCAGAGUUGUGCAUCUGCGCUCUCGGCACGUCGCUCUGUCGCAUCACGAACACAGCACUCAACAUUGUCCUUGCUGCCUGCGCCUGCGCACUCCGGUCACAAGACACGUAGCAUGGACAGCCAACGGCCGCUGACCGAGGUCGACCUGACCGACAUCCAAGACGACGACAUCCCUGAGGAAUCCGAGGACAUGAGCUGCUCGGAUGGCGCCCAGCAGGCGUUCUCGCCGCCUGCCAGGAUCGCCGCGCGCUUCUACAGACCGACCAUGGCGCGACGGAAGUCGUCGGCCGCAUCUUCCCGCCGCAACUCGCUCACCUCAAACCACUCGCAGAUGUCGAACAGCUCGUACAGGCAAGCCUGCAGGAACAACCAUGUCGCGCAAUACUUGCGGCGGGCGAGCAUCAUCGAGAGCCGGAAGAACCGACUGGCGGCGAGGGAAGCGCACGCCGAGCAAGUGCGAUUACGAGCGGCACUUGCCAAGUCCGCGCCUCGGUCUUCGAACAGCGAGGAGAGGGCCCUGGCUGCGCAGCAGGCGCGUGAGGUUCGUUUGGCACAGAUAGCGCAGACGUGCGCGGAGGAAGUGCGAAAGGCGAAGAAGAAGGCCGAGGAGAUGAAGGAGAAGAGGGCGGCCGAGGAGGAAAGGUACAGGUUGGAGAUGGAGGAGAAGCACGCGGAGGCGGAGAGGCGGAGGCUGCAGUAUCAGCGGACGUUGCGGAGACCCCGAACGACGAGCACGCCGCCGAACGCGGGGGGCCUGAAGAAACCGCCGAGCCCGCCGCCUUCAACUUUGGACGAGAAGACGGCAGCACAGAGGAUCCAGAGAGUGUGGAGGGCGACACGCAGGAAGAGGAUCUUGAGUGCGUUUACCGCACUGGGCAUGAGCAUUGAUCAGGUGCAGAGCUCGAGCUACGAAGCCGUACGCGAGAAACUGCUGGACGAUCAUGUGCUUUCCGUCACGAAGCAGGUCCUCGAGAUGUACGGGCUUUAUCGCGUAGACGAAGCUGCAGCCACGGGCCCUACAUCGGCGAUGGCACUGCAGACCCCGACGCGCAACUUCCUUACCGCCUAUCUCCUGCUCGGUCACCCAACCGAGGUCUUGACGCGAGACGGAGAGCAGGAGAAGGACUUGAUACAGAAGGCCAAAGAUUUAAUCUUGGCUUUUGAAGAGACGGUGUCGAAGAGCACACAGUUCAACAGAUACCAGCCCAGCUCGACUUUGCUAGAAGAGCUUCAGCUGGCGCAUACUACCUACCUGACUGCGUUCGAAGCGUGGAAAGCCCAGGAUUCGACGAUGUUGGUGGAAAUCAUGGUGGCCACCUUCGUCCAUCUGGAUGCCAUUUGGCAGUCUGUCAAGGAUGACAACGCGGGGGGUGUGGCCGAGGAGUAUCGCGAUGGCAUACGUAACAACCAGAUUCAGCUGUUGGUUCGCAUCAAGAGAAUGGUAGGCAAGGAAAGAGCCAACAUCAUGAUUGCAAAAGCGCUGCGCGAAGCGAGGAGGAGAGGACGUCUUCGCAGGAAACCCGUUGGCGACGUGAGGCCGAGGGUCGCUCCGGAAACUUCCAUCCACCCUAACAAAGCGGAUGGCAAUGAGUCACUGGCGGUAUCUCCGGAAGCGACGUCGCAUCUCGCUCCGUCAGCCUCUGAGGUCGAGGACGUCCAGAACAAGGCCUUUGCCAAGCUCUUCUCCGUACUGCCGGACAACCGCGUUCUUACGCAUGAGCUUGCCAUCGAUAGAGAAUACACAAUCGAGAUGGGCCCGCAUUCGGAUCUCCGGGAUGCUUUGAAUCGACAGAUCAUCGAACAGAUGAAGGCAGGCUUCGCACAGGGCGACGGCGACGCGUGGACCAUUGCCAUGGCGCAAAACAUCCGCGCGAAGCUGUUGCACCUGCUGGGUCCCGACAAACCGAACAGUCCGACGCGCAUGCAGAUUAUGGAGGUGCUGGAUCCCGACCUGGUGGCUCAGCAAUGCGCGCAGGGUAUUUUCUCAUAUGAAAAGUUCUUUAACUUCAUGGCCGCAUUGCUUCCCAAGCUUUGCGCUCCUGUCCGCGACGAGGAGGUCAAGGCACUUUGUGAGGAGCUGCAGCACUUCGGCAGCACCGAGGAGAUGAUCGAGAAGCUCGCUAAGCUGCUUCGCAUGAUCGAUCUUUUUUCCCUUGACUAUUCGAACUACCUUCUCAAAGCGGUUGCACCGCGCCUGAUACAGGAGGCGCCCGGCUACGAACAACGUCGCUUUGGCGAACAGCUUGUCCAUGGCGAGAUCACGUUGCGUCGAACAAAGAGGUGGUGGAAGAAUGCUCAUGUGAACUGCGUGACCGAAGGCGAUAGGCGUAACCCGCAUAACAAUCCAACUGCGCAGAAGAUUUAUGCGCGCGGACUCGUGGACCUGGCCAUCGCGUCCACGAAGCUCAAAGAGUCGGAACUGCCAGAGACUCUGCAGCUCGACCGUGAUCGUAUCAUCAAGAUCCGCCGCGACGCCGUUCGCAUCACAAUCAUAGGGGCAAUUCUCCUCACGGCCAAGAGCCUGCUCAAACGGGACGUACGUUCGCAAUGGAAGCCCGAGGCCAACCGACUGUGGGGACUGUUUAAAGACGGAUACACGUCUGAGACAGAAGACAUUGCAUCCAAAGCCCUUUCGAUCAUCGAGAGCGGUAAGCCCAUGCCUGCGACGACCAAAACUCAACUUCUCGGCACCAUAUCGCGUCUGCUCCCACAGGCUGAGAGCGGACGUUUCACGGACCCGGUCGUGAAAGUGCUCUUCCAGCGGCUGCGGACGCAUGUCUUCAAUCGCCUUUCGGCGUCGUCGUCCAACGAACGUGUAAGAGCCGCGAGCUCAGCUGGCGAAGGACUGGCCACGAGUGGCCUGCCGGAGUUUAUCGUGCAUGUGGGCGAUAUUGUGGAUCUUCUGACGCGCAUGAGCGAUGUAGAUCGCAAGAGUCACGGCGUGUGGUACGAGCAGGUUGCUGCCGAGGUGGAGGCAAUGGCUGACGAGGACGGAAGCGAUCUGUCUCGUGAGACCACCAACUCUGAAUCCUCAGCGAAGGCUUCGCCACAGGAAAGCGGAUCUUAAAGGUCCUAUGACGGUGUUUUGCGGAUAUGACAAGGGGUGGAGGCGCAUUUCUGGCGUUUUCGUUUGGCUUCUCUCCAAACGAUCAUCUUGGGUAGAAUGAGAGAAAGAGAGCGAAGCAAGUGCUACGGCUUUUGCAUCAGUAUACGGCAUGAAUGGCGUUCGCUUUGGUCCUUUUUUUUGUUUUUGGGAGGCGUUUUUACAACCACAGAUUGCAUGCCUGCUGCGUAACGCAUAUAGAGACGAAACGAAUUUGAAAUUUAUUCUUGACCCAUG
Molecule: messenger RNA, 3796 nt
Organism: Verruconis gallopava
Lineage: Eukaryota; Fungi; Ascomycota; Dothideomycetes; Venturiales; Sympoventuriaceae
Exons: 1
Coding region: 569-3523 (984 amino acids)
Source: RefSeq, a predicted model, not a curated record